UGAGAAAACCUCAUUAAAUUUAAAUAAUUUUAUCACCAUAAAAAUUUAUAUAAAAAUGAUGUCUGAUCAACAGAAAGGAAAUACACCAUUUUUGCCAAAAUACCCGAUGGACAACGAGGAAAACAAAAACAACACCAACAAGUUUAGGAGAACAAACAUAAAUUCUCUUUGUUCCUUCAAUUUCAAUCGGUUCCAUUAUUGUGUUCUGUUAUGUUGGCUAUUUGGAAUUUUUUUCGCAACUCAAAUGAUUUUUUCCGUGUUUUCAAAUUAUAUACCAAAAUGGAAAUGUUUAUUAAAUAAUACUUCAAAUUUUGCUAGAAAUUGUACAGUAUAUCAACAAUGUCCUGAGAAUUUGAUAAAAUUUGAAGAGAAUAUACCCUUUCAUUCAGCGGCAAUGGAAUUUGGUUGGAUUUGUGGAGCCAAUGCAUAUAAUCGAGCUUUAUUUAGCCAAAUUCAAUUUGCUGGCGUGCUUAUUGGCACCUUAACUUUUGGAGCAAUAUCUGAUGCCCUCGGUCGUAAACCAGUUUCUGUUUUUGCAUUAACUGUUGGAAUUGCUUCAAUGUUUGCUACUGCAUUUGCACCCAAUUGGCAUUUCUUAUUAGCUUGCCGUUUUAUUCUUGGUCUCUGCAUUGGAGGAGAUUUGGUUGUUGUAUAUACUUUUGUGAUGGAACAAUUGUUACCAACUCAAAGGAUGGCUAUUAGGGGAUUUUUUAAUUGGGGAGUUGCUCGUCUAAUAUUUACUUUGAUUUGUAUGUUCUUUCCUGAUUGGCGUUCUUCAAGUAUUGCUUGUGCUAUAUUUUCAAUGCCUGCCCUAAUUAUUAUAAUAUUUUUAAUGCCUGAAAGUCCAACAUGGCUUCAUAGUAAGGGUCGUCUUGAACAAAUGCGAAUAAAUGAAAGAAAAAUUGCCCGGUUGGCAGGUCUUCCACCGACAAUUAAAUUACCUGAACAUGAAAAAUUAUCUCCAAACGAUAAUUCUUUUUGGAAUUUAAUCAAAGAUAAAACUCUUCUGAGACGUGUUUCAGUUCUUUGGGUUAUGUGGCAAAUGGGGUGGAUCAAAGAAAAUGCCAAGUUUCUUGUCUGCAUCUUUAAAAAUUUUGCCAGGAAACCAUAUUUUUUUCGUCUUUUAAUGGAAAAAGUUCCCAUGAAAACUGCAGGUUCCUGCUUGGAGUCUCAAAAAUUAUACGUAUCAUGUUUCAUCCGAAAAAGUCAUAAUUUCACUUUAUGGCCUGGUAAGGAUCAUAUGGUAAUUGGGAUAUUUCUAAUUUUAAAGGUCAAUGAAUUUUUUAGGGCUCGAGGCUUUGAUAAAUUUUUUAUCAAUUUUAAGAGCCUUCUUUCGUCGAUAUGUGCAAUCUCUAAAAUAUGCCUUGUUAUAGUUGAUACUGUAUUUCCAAAAUUUUCUCGGCGUAAUCUCCAUCAAGGGGCACAACUUGUAGUAAUUAUAUCUGCAUCGUUUCUAGUCUUCUUCGUUUUUUAUGAUCAUGAUGGAAUUGGAAUUCUUUUGGCUAAUUUAAUUGGAAUAACUUUCAUUGAAUUAACUUGGUUGUUAUUUAAUUUUAAACGGAAUUCGACCCGAUGGGACAAGGGUCAAAAAAUGGGUAAAGGAUCCCCGUCCCCUUGUAAAUAG
Molecule: messenger RNA, 1624 nt
Organism: Meloidogyne enterolobii
Lineage: Eukaryota; Metazoa; Nematoda; Chromadorea; Rhabditida; Meloidogynidae
Source: the annotation of a GenBank genome assembly